UGUACAAGCUAUUCUGAAAGAAUACCGCGGCUGUUGAGGUGAAGUCUAUGAAAUACGUGAUGUCUUCAAAAUGGUUUAAUCAGUGAAAGACGAUUGAAGUGUUCCGAUUUAGUUUGAUAUGUGAACUGUUUAGAGCUACAUGUACGAAUGAUAGAAAAGUAACGGUUGCGUGUUAUCAGUUUAGGAAUUUUGUUCGCUAGCAGUAGCUACCUAGCUAGCAAGCCACCUUGAGGUCCUGUCUCUUUCUUGGCAUUCUAGCCUGUAUUGUGGUAUGGGUUCCUAGCUUGACGACGAAACUCAGUACAGUGAAAUUUCAUUAUCUAAUUUUUCGCAUUGGUUUAAUAUAAAAUAAGUUGUUAGGUAACGACGUUAAACGCUUGUCUGUAGAAGAAAGUGGACAUUGAAGGACGACAGAACGUUCUCAGUGGCUUUUACAAGAAGAUUCCCAAACCAACUAUCAUGAACGGGUUCAGCACAGAAGAAGACAGUCACGAUGGACCUCCGGCUCCUCCGUUUUACGGCCAGACGUGUUGUUUGAUUGAGGAUGGUGAGCGCUGCGGACGAUCAGCUGGAAACGCUUCCUUCAGCAAGCGGAUCCAGAAAAGCAUAUCGCAGAAAAAACUAAAGCUGGACAUCGACAAAAGCGUUCGACACCUCUACAUAUGCGACUUCCACAAAAACUUCAUCCAGAGUGUCCGUAACAAAAGGAAGAGGAAGACGAGUGACGACGGAGGGGAGUCUCCUGAUCAUGAUGUGGAAGUGCCAGAGGUGGACCUGUUCCAGCUUCAGGUAAACACGCUGAGACGCUACAAGAGACACUACAAGCUCCAGACCAGACCUGGCUUGAACAAGGCCCAACUGGCUGAGACUGUCAGUCGCCACUUCCGGAAUAUCCCAGUGAACGAGAAGGAGACUCUCACAUACUUUAUUUAUAUGGUGAAGAGCAGCAAAAGCCGACUGGACCAGAAAUCGGAGGGCAGCAAACAGCUGGAAUAAAGGCCACCAAUAAGUCUUGGACAUGAGCACGUGUGUUUGAUGAAAAGGUGUUUCCGCCAGGCAGCCUAAUCUGAUUUCAGACUGUUGUCAAGACUCUCCGCAGGGUAAUGUAAUUCUGUAAUGUGAAUAUGCCGAUAUGUACAAAAUACGCAGAGUAUAAAGAUAUCAGCAACACGAUAGAAUGCAAUGUAUGAGAACUGCCUUAAAGAUUUGUUUGUAUUUUUUGUAUUUUGCAUGGACUGUUAACAACUUUAAGAAAGGCUUGUGUCAAACCAGAGUGUGCAAACUUAAUAUUUCAAUAAACUAGUCAUGGAGCAUUUUGUGAAUGAAAAGAUGGUGGAUAAGGUUUUGGGAAGCGUUGCACAUUUUCUGGUGUCCAACUAGAAUUUAAGCAAUAAGGCCCGAGGGGGUGUGGUAUAUGGCCAAUAUACCAUGGCUAAGGGCUGUUCUUAUGCAUGACGCAAAGCAGAGUGCCUGGAUACAGCCCUUAGCCGUGGUAUAUUGGCCAUAUCACACAAACCCCUGAGGUGCCUUAUUGCUAUUAUAAACUGGUUAACAACGUAAUUAGAGCAGUACAAAUAAAUGUUGUCAUACCCGUGGUAUACGGUCUGAUAUACCACAGCUGUUGGCCAAUCAACAUUCAGGGCUCGAACAACCCAGUUUUAUAAUACUCAUCCAGUGUUAUGACAUACAUGGGAUGACUGAAGUUGAAUGAUGUAGCAUUUGGCCCUGACCCUUUUUUACAUUUUACAUUGACUUUACCCGCUCUUUCCCGUCUUAUACACUGAAACACACUGCAGAUUGAAAUGGCGUUUCAGUGAAUACCAAGCUCUUUUCAAGUAUUGGUGGAAAUGUUAUGUCUGACUUUUUUCUUUACUACAUUUUCUACUUUUUUGUGAGAUGUCAGUACAGUACUUUAGUUCAUCCUUGAUUGUAAGGUCUCUGUAAAGUUGUGUGUGUCUGGUGGAAAGUAACUUUCAGUCUGUUCAUUUUCAUGGUUUCAGCUUUUGAGACUAAUUUAAAGCAAUUAAUUGAACUUGUUCAUUAGGGGUUUAAAAUGCAUUAUUAUUAUUAUUAUUAUUACUACUACUAUUAUAUUAUUUCAGAAGAAUUGUUGCUGUACUAACACAAGCACGUAGAACGUCUCAACUUGAGAGCAAUGAACCAUAUUUGAACCACCUAAAUAGUUUUCACAGUGCACACAAGCACUGGCUGUACUUUGCCUUAGUGUUCACAAUACAUUUGUUCUAUUCUAUUGCAAUGUAUUUCUGUGGAAUCAUGUCACCCUCAGCUGUCAAGUCUAUUUCCUCUCCUGGCACAGUGUUGAAAUUAUGUGUGUGUCUCGUGGGCACGCAACCACACGAUAACACUACCUACCGCUUAUUGAAGAUGGGAGUUGUAAAAAAAUUUAAAUAAAAUGUUUUUGCUUUCUCUCUAUCACUAAUUGGGAUUUUCUUGUUCACUUCAACACUGCUGUAUGCGCGCUGUUUUGUUUGUCAGUGGUCUUUUCACAGAUGAUGCUAUGCCUUAGUAUUGAUUAGGUUCUCUGUCCCAGACCUUAUUUAAGUCCAACGUAAUAAGUUAUGUCUACUGUUUUCCAUCUUACACCAUCAAUUAGUCAUGUCAAAUGUGUCAUUUGCUGAACUAUCGAUGGCUUUUUUUUGUUUUUGCUUGUAGGUUUAUAGUGUCAGAUUUCCCUCUUCUUCUUUUUUUUCUCCUAUGUUAGCAUAUUGGCUGUGCUGCUUAACCCAAUUGUUGUAUUAUAGAAGACACAUUUAUUUAAAUAUGGCUGCUUAUUGCUUUUAAUAAAUGUAUUGUACAUAA
Salvelinus namaycush (lake trout) is the source of this 2820-nucleotide messenger RNA. RefSeq names its product histone deacetylase complex subunit SAP30L-like. The transcript has 4 exons. NCBI's taxonomy places the organism in Eukaryota, Metazoa, Chordata, Actinopteri, Salmoniformes, Salmonidae. The coding region runs from base 460 to 996 and encodes 178 amino acids. Gene Ontology annotation, biological process: regulation of DNA-templated transcription. Gene Ontology annotation, molecular function: protein binding; transcription coregulator activity. The record is from RefSeq and is a predicted model, not a curated record. Gene Ontology annotation, cellular component: histone deacetylase complex.